Molecule: messenger RNA, 1320 nt
Organism: Spinacia oleracea (spinach)
Lineage: Eukaryota; Viridiplantae; Streptophyta; Magnoliopsida; Caryophyllales; Amaranthaceae
Product: phosphoglycerate mutase-like protein AT74
Exons: 2
Coding region: 182-1120 (312 amino acids)
Molecular function (GO): catalytic activity
Source: RefSeq, a predicted model, not a curated record
CAAUAUCAACCCAAACACGUCUUCCUCUUUCCCCAAACCCCCCAUUUAAAUACACAGUUCCCCGAAUCCCCCAUAACCUCAUAAACUGCUUUAACAAUCAAAACCCAGUUUAAAAACCACCACCAGCCACCGUUACCGCCACCGCCGCCAACCACAAUCGGGAUCACAACCACCACUGAAAAUGGGGCACCACAAACUCCCAAAAAGAAUAAUACUAGUGCGCCACGGCGAAAGCCAAGGAAACAUCGACACUAAAGCUUACUCAGUAACACCCGAUCACAAAAUCCCACUUACUUCUGACGGAAUUACCCAAGCUUGCGACGCCGGAAACUCAAUUCGCCGCUUACUUGACACCGCCUCCUUCUCCGUCGAUGCAGCCUCCGCUUGGCGAGUGUACUUCUACGUCUCCCCUUAUGAACGGACUAGAUCCACUCUCCGGGAGAUCGGACGGUCAUUUCCGAAGCGCAGGGUGAUCGGAGUUAGAGAAGAGUGUAGAAUACGCGAGCAGGAUUUUGGGAAUUUUCAAGUGGAGGAGAGGAUGAUGGCUAUUAAGCAAACUAGGGAGAAAUUUGGGAGGUUUUUCUAUCGGUUUCCUGAAGGAGAAUCUGCAGCUGAUGUUUAUGAUCGUAUUUCGAGUUUCAUGGAAUCAUUAUGGAGGGACAUAGACAUGAGCCGACUUCAACAUGACCCUGGGCAUGAGUUAAACCUCGUAAUCGUAACACAUGGGUUGCUGUUACGUGUAUUUUUAAUGAAAUGGUUCAAGUGGACAGUUGAACAGUUUGAGUUCCUGAAUAAUCCGGGCAACUGUGAGUAUCGAGUGAUGGAGUUAGGUGAGGGGGGAGAGUACAGCUUAGCUAUCAAUCACACAGAGGAAGAGUUGCUGGAAUGGGGACUUUCUCCUGAGAUGGUAGCUGACCAGAAGUGGAGAGCCCAUGCCAAAAGGGGUGAAUGGAAUGAAAAAUGCACUUGGUAUCUUGAUAGCUUCUUUGAUAAUCUAGAAGAUUCCGAUCACAGUGCAGAAGCUAGUCCUCGUUUUGAAAAGAAAUCCAGUCUCACCAAGAAAGAUGGAGUAGAAGAUAAUAAUCAUGUUGAAGACGAACAACAUAAACCUACUGACUGAGUGUUGAUCAAUUCUUUCACUACAAAUUUGUACAGGCAGGUGCUUACCCUGUAUACUAAUUGAUUAAUAGGUUUGAAUUUCGGAUAUUGUCAUCUGUUAUUCAGUCCUUUUAAUUGUAUUCUUUGUAAGAAUUUGCUACAGUAUCGAGCGGGGUGCUCCGUUCUAUUUUCUUGUAUAAUGUAUCCCUCAUUGUUGGAGUA